GCGGAGGAGCGCUCUAUCCAGUCAGUAUAAACUGGGAUGGUUAGCUGAUGAUUGACAAUACUGUAAUAAAUCUUUUCGAGACAUCUCUGCAUCACUUUACAAGUUUUUAUCAUGGCCAAACAGUCUGAUGACAUCCCCUUGGUAAUGGGUUACAACUUCAACGACCACCACCACCACCACCACUAUACUUUUCAGCAUUAUUCAGAAACUAGUCCAGACAGGAUCUAUAUGGACUACAAUGCCACUACUCCAAUGGAACCAGAGGUGAUUCAGGUCAUCACAGAAGCCCUGCAGGAUGCCUGGGGGAACCCUAGUAGCAACUAUAUAGCAGGUGCUAAGGCAAAGGCAAUGAUCAGUAAGUCCAGAGAAAGUGUGGCGAGAAUGGUUGGAGGUAGAGCAGAGGACAUCAUUUUCACAUCAGGUGGCACAGAGGCCAACAAUCUGGUGCUCAACACAGCAGUGGAAUACUUCAGGAGAAAUUACAAGGCUGCAGAGCAAGGAGAAGGGCACCAUAAUGGAACCAAAGCCUGCCUUCCUCACAUUAUCACUUCUAAUGUGGAGCAUGACUCAGUCAAACUAGUAGCUGAGCACCUGCAGAAAAAUGGCAAGGCAGAGGUGACGUUUGUGCCUGUGUCCAGGGUGACAGCUCGUGUAGAUGUGGAAGAUAUUAUUGCUGCUGUGCGUCCCAACACUUGUCUCAUCUCUGUCAUGCUUGCCAACAAUGAGACAGGAGUUAUCAUGCCUCUCCAAGAGAUCUGCCAGAGAGUCAAGUCUCUAAACAAGCAGCAUGAGCGAUUUCGGAUCCUGGUGCACACUGAUGCUGCUCAGGCUCUGGGAAAAAUCCAAGUAGAUGUCUGUGAACUGGGAGUGGAUUAUCUCACCAUAGUGGGGCACAAGUUCUAUGCUCCUCGGAUUGGUGCUCUGUAUGUAAAUGGCCCAGGAACAAAAACACCACUGUUCCCGAUGCUGUUUGGAGGAGGACAGGAGAGAAACUUCAGACCAGGCACAGAAAACACACCUAUGAUUGCCGGUCUUGGAAAGGCUGCAGAGCUGGUGAUCUCUAAUCUGUCAGAUUACAAGAGUCACAUGCAAAGUACCAAAAUUUACUUAGAAGAACGACUGCAGGCCGUCUUCGAAGACAAAAUCCGCUUUAACAGUCAUUAUCCUGGCUCUGAUACCCUCCCUAACACAUGUAACGUGUCCAUCCUGGGCCCAGGAUUACAAGGCUGGAAGGUAUUAUACAACUGUGAGAGGCUGUUGGCUAGUGUGGGCGCCGCCUGCCAUUCGGACAAUGGGCAUCGGCCCUCCCAUAUCCUCCUGAGCUGCGGGGUCCCGUCAGAGGUGGCAGCAAACGCCCUGAGGUUGAGCGUAGGCAGGGGGACGACUAAAGCAGAUGUGGAUGCAGUGGUGGAAGAUCUGAGAGAGACGGUACAGCUGCUGGAAGAGGCACGACGCUGAUGGCAUGAACAUUUAUCCAGCAGGUCAAACGAGGAUGUACAGAAUUAAAAGCACAUCUGUGAUUAUUGUAACAUUAACAGAGUGUGUAAAAUGGAUGAAAUAUUUAAUAUAAGCAAUAAAAAGGGAGAACUAGAGGUGACCUGAUGAGCGAUGUUAUGGAGAGAUGAAUGUGCUCAGCUUUCAUCAAGUCAUAUGAGUAGCUAAUCAGCUAAUUAAAGUCAAGGGACUUGAUGAUUACAUACACUUUAUAUAUUUUUAUAACACUACUGUAAAUGUUCUGUCAAAUUUCUGAUUUUGCAGAUUUAUCAGCUGUUAUAUCAUGCCCAUUGAGAGAAAUAUGUUCAACAGUUGUAAAAAAUAACACUCAUUGUAAUGCA
Molecule: messenger RNA, 1835 nt
Organism: Cheilinus undulatus (humphead wrasse)
Lineage: Eukaryota; Metazoa; Chordata; Actinopteri; Labriformes; Labridae
Gene: scly
Product: selenocysteine lyase
Exons: 13
Coding region: 112-1458 (448 amino acids)
Source: RefSeq, a predicted model, not a curated record